Suillus subalutaceus is the source of this 964-nucleotide messenger RNA. Its product is annotated as lectin 2a. NCBI's taxonomy places the organism in Eukaryota, Fungi, Basidiomycota, Agaricomycetes, Boletales, Suillaceae. The transcript is spliced from 2 exons. The coding region runs from base 388 to 816 and encodes 142 amino acids. The record is from RefSeq and is a predicted model, not a curated record.
GUAGAGUUAUAAGAAGUCAACGAACUUUCAACUUCCGACUAUCAAUCGUGUUCCUAAUAAGUACCAUGUGUCAAUGAACGUUACAGGACGUUACACUGCCCAGCUGCAGAAAUUCGUGGUAUCUGAUCAGAUGCAUUGUAAUUCAAACACCGCUGUCCUGUUUUAUGUUUGACGAUUGGCCUAUUCUGAAAAUGUCUGUGGCCGGCACUCAGGCUGCAAUUAUGAGACUACAUUUGGCGUCAAUCUUCGGUUAGACUAACAUCCGGAGGGACUUGCUUUAUGUAACCUAACUGUCCUGGGGAAACGCCGAGCAGCGCUGGGCGUCGUAUAAAGGGCCUGCGACGUACACCGUUUUCUCCAGUUUACUUAUCCUUGCAAUCAGAAAUAAUGGCUUACACUAUCGCAGUCAGAACCAUCGACACCACUGCCGGCGACCCUGGUUUCACGGUCGUCGAGAAAACUGUGUGGUAUGCCGCCAAUGGCGGGACGUGGUCUAACACAGACUCUAUAGAGACCCUCGUCAUGGGCGGCAGCGGCACGUCUGGUGCGCUCCGCUUCAGAAAUGGCGCCGGGGAGGAGUUCCUCGUGACACUGGGCAUCAGUGCCUAUAAAGUAUGGUGCGACGUCGUCACUGACCUCGCGCCAGGAGACACGGGCUUGAAGAUUCACCCCGAGUACUACACGGCUGGCCCUAGGAAGUCAAAUUGGACUCAACUGGCUGAAGUCCGGAAGACGAGCGCAAAGAGAACUACAGUGGAUGUCAAGUUCGUCACGCAGGAGGGACACGACUCGGUCGUUCACAUUACUAUUUCUUGAGUUGUCGUAGUACCAAAGGAGUUGUGGGACGGCGGCCCGGAUAUACGAUUGGGAAUCGAAUGUACCAUUGUCAAGGCGAACUCGAUAUAAAUGAUUUGAUGACGAACAUACUUGACAAGAACUUUGAAAAGCACUCGGUAUGAUUUUU